AUGUGUAAAGCUAUAUGGACAAACUUAAGGAUAACUUAUAUGCCAGUACCAAAACAAGAAGAUUGGUUGAAAAUUGAACCUGUGUGUGAUGCAAAUUAUUGCUUCAUAGCAGUGGAUAUAGGAGAUUACGGUAAAAACAGUGACUCGUCGAUCUUCAAAAAUUCUACAUUUUAUCGGAAACUUUUCAAAAAAGAACUCAAUAUUCUAGAAAAUACUCUACUACCACAGAGCAAUGGAUCAAAAUUUCCGUUUGUUAUUGUAGGAGACGAAGCUUUUGGUUUAUCUCAAAAUGUUAUGAGACCUUACGGAGGAAGACAUUUAUCUACGAAAAAAAAAGUAUUUAAUUAUAGACUGUCAAGGGCACGACGUUUUAUCGAAUUUACUUUUGGGAUUCUCUCAAAUAAGUGGAGAAUCUUCCAUAGACCGUUAAACGUGUCUGAAGAAUUCGCAUACGACAUUAUUAAAGCAUGUGUAAUUUUACACAAUUUCGUUCGUAUUCGGGAUGGAAAUACGUUGGAAUUUGAAGACACAUUAUUUUACGAAGGACUUUUAGAUGAAGACAGAUCGCCAGAUAAUACAUCGGGAAAAGCAGCUACGAAUAUACGAGAUGAUUUCAUUGACUAUUUCAUGGGCGCAGGAGGAGUUCCUUGGCAAUACGAAAGUAUCAAGAAAUAA
This is a messenger RNA of Acyrthosiphon pisum (pea aphid), 675 nucleotides long. RefSeq names its product protein ALP1-like. Bases 1 to 675 code for a protein of 224 amino acids. NCBI's taxonomy places the organism in Eukaryota, Metazoa, Arthropoda, Insecta, Hemiptera, Aphididae. The transcript is spliced from 2 exons. The record is from RefSeq and is a predicted model, not a curated record.